GGGCUCGCUUUGUUGGUCGGGAGCAGAUUGCUCUUCAGAGUCAUCGGGGAAUCGAACACUGUUCAGCGAGUUCAUCAGCAGCGGCUCCAGAACACUCACCGACCCACACCCGUGUCACCAGCCGCCGGAGAGAUGCCGUCCGACAGACCCUUCAAACAGAGGAGGACCUUCGCUGACCGGUGCAAAGAGGUGCAGCAGAUCCGUGAGCAGCACCCCAACAAGAUCCCCGUCAUCAUCGAGAGGUACAAGGGGGAGAAGCAGUUACCGGUUCUGGACAAGACCAAGUUCCUGGUGCCCGACCACGUCAACAUGAGCGAGCUGGUCAAGAUCAUCAGGCGUCGUCUGCAGCUGAACCCGACCCAGGCCUUCUUCCUGCUGGUCAACCAGCACAGCAUGGUGUCCGUGUCCACGCCCAUCUCCGAGAUCUACGAGCAGGAGCGGGACGAGGACGGCUUCCUCUACAUGGUGUACGCCUCGCAGGAGACCUUCGGCUGCUAGGGGGUGGAGGCGGGC
Messenger RNA from Platichthys flesus (European flounder), 513 nucleotides. RefSeq names its product microtubule-associated protein 1 light chain 3 alpha (gene map1lc3a). Lineage: Eukaryota; Metazoa; Chordata; Actinopteri; Pleuronectiformes; Pleuronectidae. The transcript has 4 exons. The record is from RefSeq and is a predicted model, not a curated record. Gene Ontology annotation, cellular component: autophagosome; cytosol; autophagosome membrane. Gene Ontology annotation, molecular function: ubiquitin protein ligase binding. The coding region runs from base 133 to 498 and encodes 121 amino acids. Gene Ontology annotation, biological process: autophagy of mitochondrion; macroautophagy; autophagosome assembly.